AUGCGGAUGCCCGCCAACGCGAACGCCGUCGCCGUCACCGUCGCAGCCGACAACCGGCCGGCCGCCGCCACGGCUGCUGCUGCUACCGAGACUACUCCUCCUCCCGCUCCCGCUUCUGCCCCCGAGACUCAUCGGCCUGCUUCCGCCGCCUCUGCUGCCGUCGCUGCUGCUCUUCCUCCUCUUCCGCUGGCCCCCUCCUCCAUGCCGUUGGCGUUGUCUCGCGCGUCGCGCCAUGACGCCGCGCUUGUUGGCGGCCGCCUCGAACCUUAUUCCUUCGCCUCCCAUCAUCCUCCGCCGCCGCCAACCUACUACCGUCGGUUGGCCGCGGCUCCAGGCCCGGGUCCGGGUCCAGGUCCAGCUUCAGCUCCAACGCCAACUCCAGUUGCUCCAGCUGCUAUCACGUCCUCCGCCGCCCGUCAUGGCACGUUCGGGUUCCCUCCGUCGCCCUCACCAACCCCCUCACACCCCAACAGCUUCAACAGCCUCAGCAGCCAUGAUAGGAACCACAGCAGUUCAAACUUCACCAGUACUGGCAACAGCCAAGUCACGUCAGCACCGCGUUCCGACACUUCCAAGCCCGGCAGGUGUUCAGUCAUGGCCCUGCAGAACGUCUUGUGCGACCCGGACGACGACGUAGACAUGACCUCGUCGCGCUCCAGUCAUCCGCCCACGCCGCCUCACCUUGAUGCACUCAACCCUCCCGUCACACACUCUGCUCCCGUUUCUCCAGCUUCGGCUCCGCUCGAAACAUCUGCAUUUGUGCCGCGCCCAAAUCCUUCUCAUGUGGUCAUGACCACCCGGCCCCAGUUGCACACUCCUCACAUCCAGCACACGGAACCUGGCUGCAAGACAUGUCAGAUCCGCAAGAUGCCCUGUGACGAGGGGCGCCCCUCAUGUCAAAACUGCUUGCGCAUGGGCAUCCAUUGCUUGGGCUACUUCACUCCGAGUCAUGCGAACGCCCAGCAGGUCUCGGACCGUUCCGUACCUAGCGUUAGUGCCAACGCCAAACGCCAGGACCAAGAAGAGUAUCUCUUCUUUCUCCUCGACCACUACCGGCACACCAAGCGCCACUGCAUGUGGGAGCUCAUCACUCUUGAUUUUAACGAGCACUUCUCCUGUAAUAUGCGUAAAGAGGCCCUACAGAUGAUUAAGCGUCGACGUUUCAAGGACAAAGACACUCGGGAGGCUUCGCCUAAUGAUGCCUCGAGCAGCACGCAACGCCCCAAGGCCAGGAGAGGACGACGGCCGCGAUCGAGCGCCCCUUCCCUCCAGCCAAUGCCGCAGGAGGCCGACAACGAAUCCAGCACAGGAUGA
Colletotrichum spaethianum is the source of this 1314-nucleotide messenger RNA. RefSeq lists its product as uncharacterized. The record is from RefSeq and is a predicted model, not a curated record. The transcript has 3 exons. Bases 1 to 1314 code for a protein of 437 amino acids. Gene Ontology annotation, molecular function: zinc ion binding; DNA-binding transcription factor activity, RNA polymerase II-specific. Gene Ontology annotation, biological process: regulation of DNA-templated transcription. NCBI's taxonomy places the organism in Eukaryota, Fungi, Ascomycota, Sordariomycetes, Glomerellales, Glomerellaceae.